Molecule: messenger RNA, 998 nt
Organism: Gastrolobium bilobum
Lineage: Eukaryota; Viridiplantae; Streptophyta; Magnoliopsida; Fabales; Fabaceae
Product: ras-related protein RABC2a
Exons: 6
Coding region: 136-771 (211 amino acids)
Molecular function (GO): GTP binding; GTPase activity
Source: RefSeq, a predicted model, not a curated record
UCCGUUUUGCUCUCUCUCUCUCUCUCUUUUUAUUCACUUACAUAGUUUCCUUUACUGUACUUUUUAGAGAGAGAUACAAAAUAGAAACAUUCUUUGGGAAAGCACUUCAUUGUCAUCAUUCAGAGAGUGGAGAGAAUGAGUUCUUCUUCAGGUCAGAGCAGUGGCUAUGAUCUCUCUUUCAAGAUCUUGUUGAUCGGUGAUUCUGCUGUUGGAAAAAGUAGCCUACUUGUCAGCUUCAUCUCUAACUCUGUUGAAGAUCUUGCCCCCACAAUUGGUGUUGAUUUUAAGAUCAAGCUUCUCACAGUAGGUGGGAAAAGAUUGAAACUAACUAUUUGGGAUACUGCUGGGCAGGAAAGGUUCAGAACUCUAACUAGUUCUUACUAUAGAGGAGCUCAAGGAAUUAUUCUAGUUUAUGAUGUAACAAGAAGAGACACCUUUACAAGUUUAUCAGAAGUGUGGUCUAAAGAAGUGGAACUCUAUUCAACUAAUCAGGAUUGCGUGAAGAUGCUAGUUGGAAAUAAAGUUGAUAGAGAUUCUGAAAGGGCUGUGAGCAAAGAAGAGGGUUUAGCUCUUGCCAAAGAGUUGGGAUGUUUGUUUCUUGAAUGUAGUGCCAAAACUCGAGAAAAUGUGGAACAGUGCUUCGAGGAACUUGCACUAAAGAUAAUGGAAGUUCCUAGUCUUUUGGAAGAAGGAUCAACGGCAGUAAAAAGGAACAUUUUAAAGCAAAAGCAGGAACCCCAAGCAUCCCAAAAUGGUGGUUGUUGCUCUUAAAAAAUGCUGCAACGUGGACACAGUCUUAACUAGCACAUUCUGGACUAAUCCUCAGAUCCCUAUUUGUAAUCUUCUUCCCCAGUUUCUUAUUCGUUCCACUGUCUUUUGGUUGUUUAAUUACUUGUACCACUACAAAUGGGGAAUUGGCAACAAUAACGCCUAUUAUUAGCAUGUGUAAAUUUAUUUCCCUUUUUUAGCCUAUAUUUUAUCCAAAUCAAAACAACCUU